This is a messenger RNA of Amoebophrya sp. A120, 4068 nucleotides long. The record is from the annotation of a GenBank genome assembly. NCBI's taxonomy places the organism in Eukaryota, Dinophyceae, Syndiniales, Amoebophryaceae.
GGAAAACGCAUUAGAAGUUUCUUGGGAUUUAGGUUACAACUAGAGCUUGGCAGUAUGUAAAAAAAACGAGAACUUCAUCUGCGUCUGCCUCCGUCCGCAUAUUAAGAUGGCGGACUUCGAAAAUGCCAACCAUGUCGUGGAGGAGCAGCGAGCCGAGGCGGUUUUUGUGGCUGCCAAGGUGUCGCCAGACGACGGCAGCGAAUCCGUUCCCGCCGGAGGACAAGCUUCAAAUUCUCAGUCGUACAGCCAAACACAGUCGCCGUCGAUGUCGCAGUCAGAAUUCGGGGGAACCACCUCGCAACACGAGCCAGUGGUGUUUCUACAGGCAAAUGCCGGAGCAUCAUCUUCGGCACAGCCCUCCCCAACUAGUCCGAACACCCUGGCAGCUGCCCGGAACUACGUGCAGGUGGGAAGCCUGCUGAGCGGUGCAUCGUCGAACAAAGGAGCUACAACCAAACUGACCGCCGCAGAGAUGCUAGAGCGCCAGCGGAUGAACACACUGCGAACUGCGGAAGAAUUGGGGUAUUUACCCGGAACAAGCGGCAACAAGCCGGCUAUCGGCCGCGGGUCUGGAUCAUCGUCUACGACAACGACAACCCGUGCGCUAGUUUCAACCAAUUACGACGGAAGCACGACGAACCUCCCGAUUCCGCUUGGAAAUCAUAGCACCGGAGCUCCUGACACGCCCGACGGAAGUUGUGUCGUCCCUACUUCGCGGCACAGCGGAAACACCAACUCAAAGCUUACCGCCGCCCAGCUGACUAUCAACGCGCUACCGAAGGCGACAAAAUUACUCUCGUUCGAGGAACGAAUUCGGUCCGAGGAAAGUAGCAGACAGAAUUCGCAUUUGACAACCGCAUCGCCGCAGGAACAUUCAUUGCAUCAAAACAGUCUUGACAAAUCCGUGCUCUCCGCAACUGCACAGUUCGUCAACAGCGGAAACGCACCAGCAGCCGCGGCCGCACGGUGGAGCGAGGUGGACCAGCUACGACGGGUGUCGUACCAAAGUUCUACUUCUCGGGGGAGCGUGACUUCUAAUGGCGGCAGCGGUGGUGGUUUUAAUGUUAGUACUACACCCGGUGUGGCGACGAGCACGAGCCAAGGAGCUGGUGUGCAUUUUUCACAACAGUCCGGAACCGCCACUCCUUUGCUGUUGCGCAAGUCGGUUAAAACCCUGAACCCAUAUAAAAUGGACAUGCCAGAGAAGUUCACGUUUGAUGCUGUGCUCCUCGCCGGAGAAGAGGAGGAGGCAGACGCCACAGCGAGUGCAAACGCUAGUAGCCCGGCUAAUCAACAAGCCAAACGCACGAGCCAGAGCUCUGGCACGAGUGGUGGAAGUAAUGCGAAAACAUCCAAUGUUGCCCUUGUAGCCACACCGCAAGUCAACGCCACAAUCCCCGGUACGGGUGAAAGUCUGAGUCCAGACACACCGUCCGUGAGUAUCGGUGUGCCACCGGAGGAGAACGUUCCCGAGAGUCCCGGCAAAACGAAACAGGACGACCUGGGGAAGAGCUACAUGGAUCGGCUGAUGGAGGUUACAGGGUAUCUGAAUAGACCAGACACCAGUCCGGCGCCGCCGGAACCAGAAGUAUUGGAGAAAGAACAAUCUCGCCUUGAAAAAGAGGAAAAAUUUGCGAUGCCCUCGUCGGAGGAAGUACUGGUAAAACCGGCGGAAUCCAAGAAACACUCGUCCAAGGAACAACUAGAGCCCGCUGCAGGGUCGUCCUCACCGCAGCCUGCUGCAGCGGGAGUAGAACAAAAAACUUCUUCGUCGAAAUCUAGUACCCAAGCGCAAACGACCGGGACUAAUACUACACCCGGUGCGCCAGCUGCGGCGUCCUCGUCCGGUAAGUCCCAAAAUAAACAGAAGAGCGGGUCGUCCGGGUUUUUCGGAAGCAUGUUUUCCUCUCUGGCGAACUCGUCCUGGCUUUCCUCCAGCUCGAGCUCUUCUAUCGCCAGCACGGAGAAGCGCAACUACGGGAAGAAGAACAAAAAGAAAGCGAUGGAGCAGCAGGAACAGGUACAAGGUGGUCCCCAGUACGCUCCGUUCAGCCCGCCUAGCAGGGAGAAGGAAAAUGAAAACGUUUUAGAACUACCCGCGCACGAGAAAAGUACGAAUGCAGGAGGAGGACCGCCGGCGCGGCAGAAGGACCAGAAGGACCUGCAGCAACCUUCCAUCGCCGAGCAACUCGAGGAGGAAGUCGGAGGGUCGACGAAAGAGCGGACCCCGCCCACCAGCGUUCGGGAUCUUGACCAACUGAUCGAAGUGGAGAAGGUUUCCGAACGACAAAAAGACCCGACCAAGGAAACCGCUUUGGCUGCAACAACAUCUUCCAGCGUGAAGAAAGUGGAUUCAGCAUCGUCUCCCUCUGCCGCGGCGGGCACCGUGGAGGUGCAGCAGGCUGCGCCGAUCCAUCCGCCGACAAAACUUGAUCUCUUUUCAAGCCCGCACGUACUAGUGCAGCCGAUUUCAUCGUCCCCGAGCGCUGCAAUGUCGGUUGGAAAGAGUCAGUUGACACCCGCAGGAAUGACCCCAGCACUUUCUAGUAGUACCGGCGGAGGUUCUGGAACGGUGUUUAAGCCGGCCCGCACCAGCGGCGGGCCGGCGAUCCCUUCGCCCAACAGCUCACUGCCUUCAGUGGAGGAGGGUCCUCCGGGAGCAAGUUCAACGUCGCAGCACGGUGUCCCAUCGCCCGACACGAUGCCGAUGAAGUCGACUGGCGGGGAUGUUUCGAACAAGAGCCAAGGCGGGACCACUGCCGCGGGACUAUUACCGCCGACCAUCUUGGACCUCCACAAGAACAAACCGAGCUACAACUCACCGGGCACAACGGAUUUGCUGGCGCAGACGCCGAGCGGAGUGGCCGGGGCUCCUAACCUUACAACCGGGGAGCAGAUGUUGUUUCCGAAUAGCCCACUGUGGUCGCCGCCGAUGAGUGCAGCAGCAGCAGCAAGUUCAACGGGGGUGCAGGUGCAAUCUGCAGGCACAGUAAAUAACAUGUCGUCGCCGAUGAACCAUGAACCAAGUGCGACUGCUGCAGCCAAAAAUUCGCUGAUGAACGAACAAGACCACGUGCAGCCGUUUCUUCCGGCACAGGUCAACACUUCGUCCGCUUCAAGUCCACAAUCUGCUUUUCUGGCUCCUGUUGCCGAUCCUGUAGAUCCAGCGGAAAAGCAGUUAAUCGCGAGGCUCGUUGUUGCCGAGGAUUUUGAGCCGGUCGUCGUUCUGGAGCAAGAAAUUGUCCACCUGCAGUGUCCCCCUUCCUUCAUGGCCAUCACCUUGAAAGACGGUGCUACGAACGAGAACGUCUGGCAAAACGCGCUGCAGUUGCCCGUGCGCUUUCAAAAUCUGCAUCUUUACCGCAUGGAGUACAAAAAUGUCAACGCGCUUUCGAAGACCUCCGCUAUUGGCGGAAUGUACGCUCCAGGAGGUUCUCCAACCAUCACCCAAGGUGACGAGUUGAAUCCGGCAAAGCAAGUGCGGAACGUGCUGGAGCAAAUCCUCGUGCGCUGUCCGGUGGGAAAGUUUUCUUCCGAGAUGCCCAAGCUACGUAUCCAGACGCGCGGCAGCAGCGGCCGGGUGGGGUUCGUGGACAAGUCGCAAGAGGGCGAGAAAACCGGCGAGGGAAUUUUCGAGUACACGAUUUUUUUCGAAGCAGAAGCGGUAGCGGAGGACGUCGCAGCUGUAAAGGGAACAGGAGAAGAGCACGCGGAUCAGGGUUCUGCUGGUGUUGACGCGGUGGACACCGAGGUGGUGGAGUUGUUUCUGGACUGCAAGUGCUGUUUGCAAGGCGAACUCUCUGUCUGGCGGAAAGAGUAAUACGUAUGCGAGGAGUGGAGCUGGAGGCGGUCAAAAUCACAUCUGUUUACUACUCGGAAGAUCUUUAUUGUUUUUGUAUGAUUGGUCACAGAAAAUGAAAACAAAUCGAAGUCAGAACUUUUCAAAUGAAUCAUGGUUGAUGCUGGGUAUGAGAAAACUAAGCACGGGUCAAUGAAUAGGGACAUGCUUCUUGUUGCAGAUGAACAACAACUUUGCUUUUGAAUCCUUUUUAAGAGUAGAUAGUCGAU